Molecule: messenger RNA, 2136 nt
Organism: Bursaphelenchus okinawaensis
Lineage: Eukaryota; Metazoa; Nematoda; Chromadorea; Rhabditida; Aphelenchoididae
Source: the annotation of a GenBank genome assembly
AUGAAAAUUAAACCUCAAAUCUUUCCUAUUGCUACAAGUUUAUGUUGUGCUACUAGCUUUGUUAGUGGGUAAGUUCAAAGAGGUUUUAAUAGCUAAGAAAUUUUUGAGCUAGGCAAUGGUAGGGCAGGUAAGAGCAGGGUAGGGUACUAAAAAGCAGAUUAGAGCUGAGGAAGGUAAGAUAAGGUAAGGUAGAGCAGAAAUGAGCUUGUGGCAAAAAACGUAGGGCUAGAGCUGGAGCUAGGGCCAGAGCUAGAGCUUGAACUUGAGACAGAGCUAAAACUUGAGCUAGAGCUAGAACUUUAGCUAGCGCUAGAGUUAGAGCUAGAGCGAGAGUUAGAGCUAGAACUAGAACUUGAGCUAGAGCUAUGGCUAAAGCUAGAGCUAGAGUUAGAGCUAGGGCUCAGAUUGGAACUAGGAUUAAGACUAGGAGUAAAAGUAGGGGUAUUUGACGAAUGGCAAGAACUUUGUGUACAACACAUAACAUGACAAUUUUAGGUAUGUAAUAAAUGUCAUACUGGACAAAUCAGAAGCCUGGAUAUCAAAAAUCAGCGAUGGAGGUGGUGUGAUGCCUGCUAGUGGCGUUUUUGCCAUUUUUCUUAAUCUUGGAGUUUUUAAUUGUAAGGCUACUAUUAAAAUUUCAAAAUUGAAGUAAAAUACGAAAUAUGGAAUAGUCAAUGUUAAUUUUGGUUUUGAACUCCAAAAAUGGCUCUUAAACUUUUCAAAUUACAAAAAACUCGCCAAAACUUUUCAAAUUUCAAAAAUUUUGCUAAAAUUUUUUUUUAAAAUUAAUUUUUAGGGCUGUUAACAGGCUUCUUUGUUCACAUAAGCCUAUCACAACACAUUAAAAAGCAUUCUAAUCACAAUUCAAAGCUACAUUACGUAUUAUACUACAUGGUAUUCCUAUGUAUAACAUCAGCAAUAGGUCUACUGUUAGUAGCUGCUUUUCCAAUUACUUUAUUACGAAAAGUUCAUGGCCUUGCAGCUACUGUAGCAUUUUUGAAUGGAUGUUUAUAUUUAUGGGUUAACGUGCUGUUUUUGAUGUUUUAUCGACCAAGGUUGAUAGCUUUUUGGAUAAGUGUUGGUCAACUUGUUGGAGUUGUGUUUACCAGUUUUUGCGUUUUUACACGUGAGUUUUCAAAUUUUUUAAAUGGAAAUGCAAUAUUUUUGUUUUUAAAGUCUGAAAAGAAAGUCUUUGCAAUUUUAUGUUUUGUAAAGAAAGUUCUUGCCAAUUUUACGUUUUGUAAAGAAAGUUCUUACCAUUUUGUUGAAAAACAGCAAUGUAUUGUGUUCGGCAGUCUGCGGAUGGCAAGUUAUAUGAUAAAUAACAUGUAAACAGCCUGUCAUUUAAUUUUUGUUAAUGUAAAAUACGAUAUUGUCUUCUGUUUUUUUAUAUAUUAAGUGCCGACAUAAAGAAUCCGCCAUACUUGUUCUGUAACCUUUUGUAAAAAAUGGCGGGUUUUUUAUGUCGGCACCGAAUAAACCUAGUAUUUUAACAGCAUUUUUAAAAAUAAUUUUAGAUGUUCUUCUUGGAAACAGUAAAUUAUUUGUAAGCGAAGUAAAUGGCACAAGACCAGACAAACCCCAAUAUAAAAUCGACCAACUUGUUCGACUUCGUCCGGGUGAUCCGGUAAGUGAAAAAUAGUUAAAAAAUUUUUUUGUUAUUAUUUCUUUUGUAAAAUACGAAAAUGUUCUUGAUGAUAAAUGUAAUACGUAUAUCCUUUUUCAAACUUUGAGUUACAGUAGAACUCCUGUACAACGAAUCGCUCAAAGGUCUUAAAUUUGUUUGGUAUGAAGGAGUUUUGUUAUAUAUAUAUAAUAGCAGUUUCAAAUGCACUGUGUCAUGUCAGCUAAGGAUUAUAAAACUGUUGAUUACACUGAAAUUUUGUUAAAGAAGAGCUCGUUAUACAAUUGUUCUACUGUAACUUUUUUUUAGUUUUAUUUUUAAAAUUUUUUUUCAAAAAAUUUUUUCAGUACUACAUGAACAACAUGAUUGGAUCAAUAACAGAAUGGCUAUUAGCACUAGGAUUUUGCCUUAUAACAGCUUCAUUUGCCUUACAGCUUCCGACAUAUGAACUCGCACUGAUACUUAGAGUUAAAAAGGCUUAUAUUUGUAAAGUGCAUAUUGAAAAAGAAUAA